UCUUCUUCCGUCAUUCUUAUUCGUUGUCUAGUUUUUCUUUUUGCCAUUCGGUAUGUGGGUACUUUAGUGGACUGUGAAAUUUAUUCCCGUAAUGGCUGCCACGCUAAGAGUGUAGCUUAUUGGUUAUGUCAUGUAUAUAGAAAUCUACGGCCGUACGUUAAAUUCUUGCAAUUCAACAAGUGUAUCAAAUGAUGAUCGCAUGAAAGCUUUUACAAUAGUAAUCACACUAGAACGUUUCCUCUUUCAUGUUUCCUUUUUUGGCAAUUAAGUUAUGGACUCUGGGUUUGUGUACUGUAUGUAACGAAAACAAAAUCUAUGCCGUGUGAAAAGUGUUGGUGAAGACCAUAUCGUGUGAGGGGUGGCGACUCGCUGGUCAAAAUGACGGAUAACAGGUCGUCGUCAGCGUUGUUUAAGCGCGCGGAGCAACUCAAGAGAUGGGAAGAGUCCGAGACAAAUAAACAGUCGCCGACGCCGAAGCGCGCCUCUAGGAUUCAGUUUUCCGCGGGGAUUGUUUUCUUGGCUGCGUGUACGUCCGGCGACAAAGAUGAAGUACAACGCCUGCUGAAGAUGGGUGCCGAUAUCAACACGGCUAACGUGGACGGACUCACAGCUUUACAUCAGGCGUGUAUUGAUGACAACUUGGAUAUGGUGGAGUUUUUAGUAACUCAUGGUGCGGAUGUCAACCGCGGCGACAACGAAGGCUGGACUCCACUGCACGCUACUGCUUCUUGUGGCUUCAUCAGUAUAGCAAGGUAUCUCCUUGAGAGCGGUGCGGACGUGGCCGCGGUCAACUAUGAUGGCGAGUUGCCUGUUGAUAUCGCCGAAAGCGAUGCAAUGGCUGACUUGCUACAGAAAGUAAUUGACGAGAAAGGCGUUGAUUGUGAGAAGUCAAGGAAUGCAGAAGUUGAUACGCUGAUGAGUGACGCCAGAGAAUGGGCAUUGCACGGCUACGUUGAAGUUCGAGACUUGAAAACGGGAGGCACGCCGCUCCACGUUGCCGCUGCUAAAGGAUAUAUCGACGUGGCCAAAACUCUACUGGAGGAUUGUAAUGCGGAUCCUGACUGCGUUGACUACGAGGGCUGGACACCGUUGCACGCGGCCGCAUUGUGGGGACAAAAGGAGGCGGCAGCAUUACUACUCAAAUUCGGAGCUGAUCCACAUCUCAAAAACUAUUCGGGACAGACCUGCUUAGAUCUGGUGGAUCCGAGCAUCUCGUCAUGGCUGGAGGAGGCAGCCCUGAAGGCUCCCCGUCGCGUCAAUAACAACAAACGGAAACUUAGCCCUCCGAGGCACGAAGUCAAAAGAAUCGACAUCGAAAUCAAGGGACAAGCAGAGAAAAUUGUCAACGACAAACCGCCGCCGCCCGAGAUCAUUGCUAAGAAGGCCGAGAAGCCACCAAAGGGCCGGGCUCCGUCCCCCGAAAGCACAGAGAUGGCGGAACAACAGGCACAGAACGAUGAGGCGCCCUCGUGGCGUAGAUCUGCCUCGUUUAGGAACAGGCAACAAGACUCAGCCAAAGAAAACAAACCGGCCGUGAACAAUGUCGACGACACGAUACUGAGGAGGACGCACAGCUUCGAAAACGACAAGACAAGAACGAAAAACAACAUUGUCAGCUAUUUAGCGAGCCUUUACGAAAAUAAAUGCAAAGUCGCAGCCGAUAUAUCGGAGUCUCGGUGUAACGACUUCUCGCAGAGAUAUCGUGACGUCACAGCUCGUAUCAAGGCCUCCUCCUGCCCGUCGAUACCGCCGCUGCCGCAGUCGACCCUGGCGGCCAUCGAACUAAAGAAAAAAGCGUUGGAACCUAACAAUAGCGAAAACGCUAAUACUAACGAGGACGUGCAAACAAGAAUAAGUCCAGCGGAAAGAAGGGAUAAAGAAAAUAACGCGAGAAUUGCGCUGAGCGCGACAAGCAACGCCAACAACGCGACAACGAACUCCCAGGCGCCGGUCAGGAGCGCGGAGACGGUAGAGUCGAACAGUAACAAUGCGACGCCGACGUCUACAACGCCCACGAAGCUGUCGCCAGGCAACAUAUUCAAGAACUUCUUCAAAUCGUUCGUGCCCCCGGUCCGCGACGAGGAGAGCGAAACGCAAAGGAAGGCGCACGCGAAACGGGUCCGCGAGACUCGACGUUCCACCCAGGGCGUUACCCUCGAUGAGAUUAAAUCAGCCGAACAGCUUGUCAAAAAGAAAUCCAGCAACGGCACGACGGAGAGUUCCACUCCGACUAACGUCAAAAAGGAUGAAACUCCAACUCCGGCGACCACAGACAACGGAUCGGCUCGCGGCCCACUAGCCGGCGACGUCGCUGUGACGUUAGCGCUUGCUUGCGCUACGGCAACAGCUACAGCUACGAUCGCGGCUAACAGCGAGAGACGCCCGUCGUGGCGGCUACGGCUCGACCCCACGAACAAGUUCGAGCUGGAGGACGCCGGUAGAGCGUCGCCUCGAUCGGGGGCAGCCGAAGCGACGGUCACCCUGCCGCUGCGUCGACCUCCGUCAGCAUCGACGAACGCCACGACGGCCGCCGCAACUAAAGAAGACAACCGCACCGCAGAAGUUGAAGAGGAGAAAGACAGAGAAAGCAGUACGGAGAGCAAGUCGAGUAACGCCUCGCCUGCCAGCACGCAGGCGGCGCUCAAUGUCAUACAGCGUCGACGCAGGCCGAAGAGACGGUCGACCGGCGUCGGACAUGUGGAUAUGGACGACAUUGUGAACGACCGCGGCGGGGGCAGCGAAGGCGACGGAGACACCGAUACCGCACAGUCUGGAAGCGAACGUACCGAGGAAGGCGAAGAGCGAGACUACAAAGCACUUUAUGAAGCGUCUGCCAGCGAGGUGCGGCGUCUACGGUCACUGCUCACGACUUCAGAGCAACAGCUACGCGAGGCCCGCGCCACCAUCGCAAGGCUCACGCAAGUGAAUCAGAAUUCAUUAUCUGAAAUCGAGAAACGGGAAAAGAGAGCGAUGGAAAGAAAACUAUCGGAAAUGGAAGAAGAGCUGAAGUAUCAACAGGCACUGCAGGCCGAAAACCAGCGGCUGAAGGACGAGAACGGGGCGUUGAUCAGAGUCAUCAGUAAGCUGUCCAAAUGAAUCUCGAGCUCGCUGAGCCAAUGUUCGCGGACAAACUGACCUCCCUCACAAACAACGCCGCUAUUAGACAGAAUCAAUCCGAACGUUUAGGACAUUUACUUACACGCGAAAUACGAAACAAGUGCGUGAAACCAUAAACUUCAUGUAUUACGAGUGAUCGACACCAUUGUACAUAACAUCGAUUCUUUUUCGUUUUCAUUCGGAUAUGUAAUAAAUAUAUAUGUACGUCUCUGAUCGCAUCCCCUCGGAACAUUGCAAACUGUAACUUUUAUCGUAUAUUGUGAAUUUUACAUAUUCUUAAAAUUUCGAAGGUUUUACAAACUUUAUAUUAUUGUCGUAUUGUUAUUAUAUAUACUAUAUUAUGAUCGCACAUGUAAUCGGUAUUGGAAUCAAGUUGCGGCGUAUGAACACGUGUGCGCAUCGAUAUUACUUACUGCUAAUGCGUUUAUUUCUUCGUUGUCUAUUACUAAUUAUAAUGAUUUGUGCCUAAAACAUAGUUCCUGCUAUUAGCAAAGUUCCGAAGAUGAAUUUAUUGGAACGGCCCCCUUUAUACAGUGUGGAUUAUGCAUAAUGAUUACGAAUUUUGUUUAACGAUAAUUUAUUUAUAAUUUAAAAAAAAAUGCAAUCUAUAUAAACUUUAAUAUUAAAAUCGCGUAAGAUACGAAGCAAACGUGUAAGUUCUAGUAAUCGAAAUGGUAUACUUACUAAUUUUACGAUUACAAUUUUAUUAUUUUUGUGCGAAAUAAUUAACCGCUUUGUAUAUGUAUGGAUUUGUAUUUAAAAUUGAAUCUUUGCAAUUAUUGUUUAUUUUUUUUUUGCUUGAAAAAAAAAAUUACAUUAUAAUUCACUGUUCUACAUGCACUUGUUACAUGUACAAAUAAGUAUACAUACACAAUACGGAUGGUUUUUCGGUGUCCCAUUUUGUAUUUAAUGCAUGUAGUUGUUAUUAACAAUGAAAAAUAUCGAUAGUUUUACGAUUCGUUUAUUUAAAUUUGAUGCGCUUUCUUACGUUUAUUUUUUGUCAACAGUUUGAAAUAUUUAUUGUGUACUUAUUUUAUAUUAUAUGUAUUACGGGCACUUUGUAAUCGGUGACGUCGAUAAUAAUAAGAAUAAGGGAAUGAUCGAUCGACAAAAACGAUAUGUCGGCGGCCCCAAAAUCGAUUUAAAUUCGUAGUUCUUAAUCAUAUGAAAUAAUGUAGCUUAAACGUAAACGUUCAUACGAAAUCGUUCUAGAAGUAUCCAUAUUCGUGUUGAUAGUUAUCGAUGUAUUCCUAAAUUGAGGUACGUAAGUGUUAUAAUAGGUUAGUUUUAAUUGUGAACCUUUUUGGGGGGCGGUGGGGGGUUAGGUUAACAUGUCCCCCUCCCCCCCGUAUUCGUAGUCUUGUGUGUUGCGGGAAUUUUGUCGUCAUCACACUUUUGUACAGCAAACGCGAGUCCGACCAAAUUAGAUAAUGAAAUUCAAAUACUUGUACAGAAAAUAAAAUUGAUCCUUUGAAGUAAAAAAUAGGAAAUAAUAAUUAAAACGAAACAUGAAUUCGUUACCAGAAUUUUAUUUAUUUAUUUGCGUGUUUUAAACUGUGAACCGUCGGAAUUCCUGCGAUUAAAUUAUAUCUCAAAUUACUAAUAUAAAUAUAUUUAUACACGAUGCAUGCAUGUAAUUAUUGUAUUAUGUAGAAUCUUGUUAAGAAUCAGUCGGCGAGGAUUGGAAUGUGAUAUCGGUUUUGUGCGCCACUCAUGUGUUAUAAAAUUAGAUCGUUUUUUUUUUGCUAACCGUACUAUGCUAUUCAACUGUUCUUUUGUUGAUAAUAUACAUACAUACAGGCCGUUCUGCUGCUUUGUGCUAUUUAUUACCUACAGUACACAGGUACGUGCCUCGGAUGUAUGCGGAAAAUAUUCAUGCAUAAAUUAAUGAAGUAAAUGAGUGAUUGAAAAAUAGUAUAUAUUUCGCAGUCGUAUGUCAAUACAGAAGGAGAGUCGAUUACGAGCAGGUAAGCUUAUCAGGUAUUAAUGUUCUUGGCUCUUGUAAAUUACCUUGUAAGGUUAACAAUUUUCCGCUCGGAAAAUGUGUUUUUUCCUCACAAAAGUUUGAAGGCUUAGACGAUCGCGAUAAUCUCACCUACUCUUAUUCGAGUAACUCCCUUUGUCAAAAUCGGCCAUUACAUACGAGUGUUUAUUUUACUGAGGCGAAUGUACUACUACUAUUGAUUUUCAACUAGUCUGUAGUUAGCAGUAAUAUAAAUAUAAGAUCGUAGUCCACCGACCACAAGUCUCCGCCAUAAGUCAGUGGACAUAUUUAAACAAAAAUAGUAAUUAAUUUGUUAUCGAUACGCGAUUGCUGCUAGCCACACUUGGUAUAUCAAUUGCGCUACGAUUAAAUGUGGAUAAUUUGAAUGAUACAAUUUUCGUUUAGAGCCUUAACACACGCUCGAAUUUGGUCCAUGAGACCAAAUCCGUUGUCAGACGCCCGGAUCGGACAGUUGCUUCACGUACGCCUUCAAGUGCACACGGUUGUCAUCAUUUUAGUUAAACCUCUGAUCAAGAUAAAAUAUACUGAUAUAAGCAACUCCGUUUCUACGGAAGAGCGACUUAUUAGCAUAUUAAAGUGUCUUUGCAUCAGAAAGAGAAUUUCCAGAAUUGAAGUUUAUUUAGUUCAAGUAUAUACUUAUUCUCCGAAUGUUUUCUUCUUCCUCGUUUGUACGCCGCUCACAAGUUUUAUAAUUUCUUCUUUAAAUUUCCACGGUGGCAUCCUUUUCAAAUUUUGAGUAACAAACACUCUUUAAGUAUUGUAAAUAUUUGCUUUCGAACAUCUGUGUUGUAAUAAAAUUCGUGGAAUGUAUUACACAAACAUGGAAAAUCUUUGUAAAAUUGAACAACUUUAAUAAAUACAUCGCUUUCGUUAACGAUUUCCUCCAUUAUGUCAUUAUGUCCACACGACCGUAUUCGGUACGGAGCAAACCAUAUCCGAUGUACAAAUUAGCGGGUCGAGCCGAAAUUAAUUAGUAAUAUGAUAAUUUUGUUCGCAGGACUACUCUAUAGAUGGUAGAUUUGUUUCAGAAGCGAACCAAAUUCGUGGGCCGUUCGAACCAAAUUCGAGUGUGUGUUCAUGCUUUUAGAAUUAUAAAUGUUUGUCCUAAAGUGACACUGAAAUGCUUUAAAGCGAUUCUUUCUACAAGUUUAUUUGAACAAUUUGGAUAAUAGUAUCAAGAAAACUAAAACAAUUGACUUUUGUCUAAGGAGGGCCGAUUGCCGUCGAUAACAAUUAAAAAAAAAAGUUCGACAAAUUCAAAAUUUUGAAAUUUCGCUUCGAUUCGAAUAAUCUUCGCUGUGUUAAAGCAUUUUAGUGUCAGUGCAGUAAUCUAUGUUAUGAUUGGUUUUAGUUUCAUAAUCUCGAAAUUCGAAAUUUAAAAAGUAAAAUAUUAUGUAUUUAGUUGGCUAAGCGUUGAGAACUGUAUUGAAAAAAAAAAGGUGAUAGGAAUCUACUGAAUAACGUUUUGUAAUUGAUAGAAUUUUUUAUCCUUCCCCCCUUUUUUUAUGUUGCGGUUCUGAUUUUUUGUUCAUUAAAGUUUUUUUUUAUUUAUUUCCAGAGAUAAGAGUUAAAUAAAAUACAUUUCUUCAUUAA
Messenger RNA from Bombyx mori (domestic silkworm), 6715 nucleotides. RefSeq names its product protein phosphatase 1 regulatory subunit 12A (gene Mbs). Gene Ontology annotation, molecular function: protein kinase binding; phosphatase regulator activity; enzyme inhibitor activity. The transcript has 20 exons. NCBI's taxonomy places the organism in Eukaryota, Metazoa, Arthropoda, Insecta, Lepidoptera, Bombycidae. The record is from RefSeq and is a predicted model, not a curated record. Gene Ontology annotation, cellular component: cytoplasm. Bases 379 to 3096 code for a protein of 905 amino acids.